AUGACCACUGCCACAAUGACUUCUCAUCAACCGCAACCGUCUAUACAAGACAACCAUCAUAGCCAUUAUCAUCAUCACCACCACCAGCAGCAGCAACAUCCGCAUUUUUCACAGCAACAACAGCAACAACAGCAACAAGCGCAUCGCUAUCAUGUGCAGCACAUUGGCAAUUACGUUAUUCACAGAAAAACACUAGGCUCUGGUAGUAUGGGUACAGUGAAACUAGCAGAGUGUUUAUCAGACAAGGAUCAUCAGCAGUAUGCUGUGAAAAUCAUGCCCAAGGUGAAUCUAAGUUCGGUCGCAGCGACGAGUGAAUCAAAGAGUAAGGAUCCAAAAGACACGCCCAGGGAAAGAGAGCAGAGAACGAUCCGAGAAAUGGCCAUCAUGCAUUUGCUGAGACAUCCCAACAUCUGUCAGCUCAAGGAAUGGGUAGUGCAUGGUGACCAUUACUAUAUGUUUUUAGAGUAUAUCGAAGGAGGCCAGCUACUGGAUUAUAUCAUCAGCCAUGGCAAAUUGAGAGAGAAACUAGCAAGAAAGUUUGCAAGACAAAUUGUGAGCGCAUUAGAUUAUUGCCAUAGAAACUCUAUUGUACAUAGAGAUCUCAAGAUUGAAAACAUCCUCAUCACUAACCACGAGGAAAUCAAGAUUAUCGACUUUGGAUUGUCCAACAUUUACUCGCCCAGUCGACUCUUGAACACGUUUUGCGGCUCUCUCUACUUUGCUGCCCCUGAAUUACUACAAGCUCGCAACUACACUGGUCCAGAAGUUGAUGUGUGGAGUUUUGGCGUCGUCUUGUAUGUGUUGGUAUGCGGGAGGGUGCCUUUUGAUGACACAAGUCUGCCUGCAUUGCAUCAAAAGAUAAAAUCAGGUCAUGUAGAGUAUCCAGAUCAUUUGAGCAAAGACUGCGUUGAUUUACUAUCCAAAAUCCUGGUUGUGGAUCCCACAAAACGAGAGACACUGUCAUUUGUGAUUCAUCAUCCAUGGAUCAACAAGGGCUAUGAUGAGCUUAUAUUCAACCAUUUACCUCAUCGACAGCCGUUGACUUCAGUGGAUCCAAGCGUCAUUCAGGGCAUGCGAGGAUUUGGACUUGGUACACCUGAAGAAAUUGAAACAAAGCUAUUGCAUAUUAUUUGUUCACCCGAGUACCAAUAUGCAGCAGCUCAAGUGGACCAAAACUACCAGUUGCAGCAGAGACAGCAGCAUGAUCAGCAACAGCAACAGCAAAAUCAGCAGCAACAGAGCCAGAACGAGUCAGCAUCUCAUCGAUGGCGUCGUACGCUCUCUAUUCGACGCACAGCACCAGCCUCAGCCAACACCAUGAGAAAAGACGACCCUCAGCACCUGCCAGCCAUGUACGAUCCAUUGAUUUCCAUCUACUGCUUGGUCAAGGAGCGUAGACAGUUUGAUGAAAAGUGUCGAUUAUUGGAAAGUGAAGGAUAUCAAUCACCUGUUCAAAUUGGUAGAUCUGCCAGUACGUCAUUGACUAAAUCAGUUCGACACGCAAAUAGUCAUAGUAGCCUUAUGCGUCGUAAGACAGAACGUGUGCCACCCUCACACACGCGAAACAUGUUCAAGGAUGACAAGACCGAGGAUUGGGCUGCUCCUCCCACAACGUCAGGUACCACGACCGGAAACGCGCCUAAACGGUUCAACAGCGUCAAAAGCAAUACAACCAUACUGCAGAGAAGCAAGAGUGCUGCCAAACGUUUGGGUGCCAUGCUACCCAAUCGUCAACAACAACAAUCAUCAUCGACUGCAUCACAAGACGAAAAUGUAGCACCACGCAAAGCCCACUCCAGUGUUGCAGUGCACAUCAUUGAUCCUCCAGAGCCCACGUAUUCGCUCAAGGAAAAGACAAUGAAUAUACUUCGAUCCAACUCACUUACGGAUAGAAGAUAUCGCCAUCAACAACAGCAACAGCAACAGCAACAGCAACAACUGCAGAAGAGGACAUCUCCAUCUUCCUCUUCUACUUCUUCUCACACUGAAGACGAAUUAAAUGUGAUCUCGAGCUCAGCUCCAUCAUCAGGCUAUAGUGGCAGUGGAGGAAGAUUCAUUGAAGAAGGUAUUCAUCAGCAGCAGAGAGAGAUCCAACAGCAGCAGCAAACACCCAAGAUGAGCACCCAUCCAAAGAGUCUGUUCAACUUUAGUAGACGCCAUUUAUUCAAAGUGACUACAGUCGACAUGAUGAAAUACAUUCAACAGGUGCUGCUCAAACUAGGCAUUCGAUACAUCCCUUCACCACAGGAAUCUUUCACAUUGAAAUGCGAGUUGAAUGACUGGGCAAGAUACCAAGAGUUUGAGCUGGAUGAUGAGGGUCUUGAUCGAACGGAGGAUCCAGUGUAUUUUACAGUCAUGGUUUAUCAGGCAAGAUGGGCAGGUGGUAGACUGGGUAUCAAAGUGAUUGAAGCAGAGGAAGAUGAGAAAUUUAGACACAUUUAUCAUACGAUACUCAAUGAGCUUGACUUAUUGGUCAAAGCGCAAUGA
Molecule: messenger RNA, 2487 nt
Organism: Mucor velutinosus
Lineage: Eukaryota; Fungi; Mucoromycota; Mucoromycetes; Mucorales; Mucoraceae
Exons: 5
Coding region: 1-2487 (828 amino acids)
Biological process (GO): protein phosphorylation; microtubule cytoskeleton organization; intracellular signal transduction
Cellular component (GO): cytoplasm
Molecular function (GO): tau-protein kinase activity; protein serine/threonine kinase activity; ATP binding
Source: RefSeq, a predicted model, not a curated record